Molecule: messenger RNA, 2472 nt
Organism: Daktulosphaira vitifoliae (grape phylloxera)
Lineage: Eukaryota; Metazoa; Arthropoda; Insecta; Hemiptera; Phylloxeridae
Product: beta-3 adrenergic receptor
Exons: 4
Coding region: 527-1900 (457 amino acids)
Biological process (GO): G protein-coupled receptor signaling pathway
Cellular component (GO): membrane
Molecular function (GO): G protein-coupled receptor activity
Source: RefSeq, a predicted model, not a curated record
CGCGGGCUCAUUAGUGGGCCAGUAGCUCAGGUAACGCGCUCGAUGGGCGUGAAUUUCGUUUGUGUUUCGCGUUUUGUCAACAAUUUUGUGCGUUGAUACGGUUGUCGGCCAGUGUCUUCUUGUCGGGUCGCAUGAUGAGGCAUAGCGCCUUAUUGUUACGUUCUAAUUUUCCGGAAAGUUGUCAACUUUGGACAGAAAGUCAUUACGAAUUUUGUAAAAUUUCGUGACGUUUAAUUUUUGCGCCGCUCUUGGCAACGCCUUUUUGUUUCCGUGUUUACCCGAUCGCCAUCCUUCGGUUGUGUCGGCGCGUUCACAUUGUAAUAAACAUUCGCACUAAAUACUUUUGCAACGAAUUUUUUUUUUUCAAAUUCGCCAAGUGACGUGUUCCAAGUACCGUUAAAAAUGAAAAAUAUUCACUCGGCGGUUCGAUGACAAUUUUUAAUUCGAGUGUAGUUAUUUCAAAUUCAAUCUUAACGUUUCGUCAAUAUCGUUUAUACAACACAACAGUAAGGAUCUCAGCAGCCGAAUGGCCCUGACGCUAGUCGGCCUGUUGAAAGUCUUCUCGGCGCUCGUUUUGAUCGUGUCCACAUCGAGCAACUCGCUGCUACUGCUAGUGUUCUACCGCCGUCCAGGUCUUCGCACCCUAUCAAACAGAUUUGUUAUGAACUUAUUGGUUACCAAUUUAGCCAGUAGUUGGAUUCUUGUACCGUUGAUAUUGUGGGACGGAAGCUCGUUCAGUUGGGCGCCGUCACUGACGGCGUCCAUAUGGAACGGCUUAACGGGUGCUGUUUACGCUCAGUCGGUGUUGUCUGUGAUGGCCGUGGCCGUUGACCAAUACUAUGCGGUUACGGAUCCACUUCGUUACCACGUCACUGUGAAUGCAGCUAGCUGUGCUGUGGCUGUAGCCCUAACAUGGUGUUUAUCUGCCGUGGCUGGUGCGCUGUCCGCCGUCCGGGAAUUGUCUGUAGUACCCGAGGCCUUCCGAUUGACGUUCCCCGUUACCUAUGUGCUAUUGCUUUAUGUGAUGCCGUUUCUCUCUGUGUGUUGGGUAUACGUAAAAAUAUGUACUGCCGCCCAUCGGAACAGCGAACGGGCUAGAAGAAACGGGUCAGUUCCCGAUCAGCUACAACAACAACAACAACAACAACAACAGCCGUUGCAGCAAAACAACAACGAAUAUAACAUAGUUCCUACGAUACAAGAAGAAGAAGAUGAUGAAGCUGUGGAGGUAAAACCGACGGCGCAGGAGUCGGAUACUCCUAAACCACCCCCUUUAAACCAUUCUUCAACAAGGGCUAGUCUUAAGAGCACAUCCAGUUCCAUCGUGAAUCAUCUAAGAUACAGAAUAUCAAACGCCAGCAUGUUCCGGUAUCGUGAAGAGUCACGAGCUGCCAAGAUUUCGGUCCUGGUCAUCGUAACGGCAGCCGCGUGCUGGACACCAUACGCUGCUUUUAAGCUGUCCCAGUGGCCGCCCCUGAUCGCAUUGGGGUUCAUACCGUCUCCGGGGCCGUUGACGGCUCUGUUGUCAUUGUCAGCGCAUGCAGUCAUAACACCCAUUCUGUUCGCACACCGGAACAGACGUGUUCACCGUGAGCUCUGCCGUAUAUUUUGCCGGCGGAAGCGUUGUAGCAGUUUUUACGAAAACGUGAGAAACGCUACAGUGGCGGCAGCGGUAACGCCGAUCAAGUCGACCGAACGUUUCGGCGGUUCCGAGUCGCCGUUGCACGUUUUCAGCAAGUGGUUCGGUCGUCCGUCGGCCGCCACUUCGGCGUUCUUAGUGCCUACCCUGACUGUACCCAACGCGGCGCAUCUGCCCACCGACCUGGAGACUGCACGCAGUUCGUUCUCCAGCAAUGGCAGUUCUUCGACGCAAGCGUCUUCAGUGAUCACAGUGGACUGACGCGGACGUCGCGAUGGGCUGACUGCCCAGAAAAUUCUUCUAGUCAACGCCAACAGCAACGGGGACGCACCACUGCUCUCCUGAGGCCGGCGGCUUCUCUCGGACAGUAUCCCCCGACGAGUUUGUAUAUGUAAUAUAUGAACGGUUCUCACACAUUUGUUUUCCUAUUAAUGUACUUAAAUAAAUUGGAUUUUAUUAUAAAAAAAAUGUAUUUUUUUUAAGUCGUUAAAAAUCGUAUUUUUAUUUAUAUUUUUUACAAGUGUAUUUAAGUAUAACAACGUUUCAUAAUUCGGCUAAUUAUUCGUUUACGUGAAGCUUUUUUUUUAAGCCUAUUCCCUCUGCAACGCUAUUUCCUCCUGUUGUGUUCUCCGAAUAGCCUUAUUUAAUAGAAUUCUAGAAGAAGAAAAUAUUGUUAAAUUGACCUUUUUUGUUAAACAUGUCGUUUAUUGCGACACUUUUUAGCUAAAACUCAUAAAAUGUGUAUUAUUUUAUUACUUUUUUUUGUGAAACUUAUAUUUAGUCCAUCAUAAAACGUUAAUAUAUUUAAUUUCCUAUUUUUUAAAUAAAACAAA